This is a messenger RNA of Momordica charantia (bitter melon), 1974 nucleotides long. Its product is annotated as FCS-Like Zinc finger 10. NCBI's taxonomy places the organism in Eukaryota, Viridiplantae, Streptophyta, Magnoliopsida, Cucurbitales, Cucurbitaceae. The record is from RefSeq and is a predicted model, not a curated record.
UAAUUCUCUGCCAAAAUACUGUACUGCACGGCAUUGCAUUGGUAGAGAGGUAAAGUUUUGGUUUUCUCAGAGAGCUGAAAGAGGUGUCUCUCAGAAGCUCACUGUUUCACUGAUUUUGAGGCAGUCUAGAGAGAGAACGAAGAGUGCCUCACAAGUUUCACAGUUCGCCACAUACCCAUUUCCCCCCUCCUCUCCGGAAGAAAUCCGCCAUUGUUGACGUUUCAGAGCUCCUCGAGAGAUUCAGAAGCUUAUGGUUUUGCAGGGGUCGGCUUUUCGGAACGGCGAUUCGAAAUAAUGCUGAGGAAGAGAACAAGGUCAGUUCAGAAAGAUCAAUACAUAAUGAAUCAGCUGAAUGCCCCUUGUUCUGGUUCUGAGCUCCAUCACCCAAAAUGUAGCUCUAUUUUCAAAAGAUGUCACCUGUUUACUGGGUUGUCUCCUAAAGGUUCAGAUUCUGAUUCAGCUAAAAGUCCAACUUCUCCUCUGGAUUUUUGGGUGUUUUCAGGUUUAGGAAACCCUCUUAGAUCUCCUAGAUCAUCAUCCAAUGAGGGGCAUAGAAAGAACUGGGAUUCUAGUAAAGUAGGAUUAAGCAUCAUAGAUUCUCUAGAUGAUGAUAGUAAACUAUUUGGGAAAGUUCUUCGAUCGUCGGAUAGUAAGACUGUUCUCUUUGGACCCCGAAGUGUGGCCAAGACUGUGAAUUGCCCAUCAUGGGCAAAUCUUUUCCAGGGACCUAAAUCCUUGCCCAAAAACUAUGCAAUUUCUCCCCUACUGAAGACCAAAUCUCCCAUUGAACAGGGAAACUCUGAUGUUAUUUUCGAAAUUGGAGAAACCCCGUUAGAAUCCGAGCCUUUUGGGAAAAACUAUUCUCGUUCUUUCGAUUCCUAUAGGUCGUUUGCUCUUCCAUCUGGUUUAACUGGUCACAGCCUAGGUAGUAGUACUACUACUGAGAGCCUUGCUUCUCCUCGGUUGGCUGAUGAACAUCGAGAUUCAGAAAAAUGUCCUCUGGCAGAACCGUGUUUAGUUUCUUUAGGUGUAUCCGGUUACAAUGGAUUUAAGAGGCCUCUCUCGGCAACUGAGAUUGAGCUGUCUGAGGAUUAUACAUGUGUAAUUUCACAUGGUCCGAACCCGAAAACUACUCAUAUUUUUGGUGACUGCAUUUUAGAAUGUCACUCUAAUUAUUUGAGCUCUUCUUCUGAGAAUGAAAUGAAGGACAUUGGAUUGCCCCAUCCUGUUAAAAGCUUGGAUAUCUCCACUUCAUAUUCCUUAAGCGACUUCUUAAGCUUCUGCUACUCCUGUCACAAGAAACUGGAAGAGGGGAAAGACAUCUACAUUUACAGGUUCACCCAAGAAAAAUCUUUCCGCCUUUUAAACGAUUUUGACGAAGAACUAACUCAUCGUUGUUGCAGGGGGGAGAAAGCCUUCUGUAGCCUAACCUGCCGUUCCCAGGAGAUAUUGAUGGACGAAGAACUUGAGAAAUCCAUCGACAAAACCUCCGAAACUUCUCCCAAGUCCAAUGCUGACCACGAUGAGGACCUCUUCGGAAUCAGCAUUGGAGGCUUUGCAUAAGCGCUCGUUUCCAAUGGCCAAUCACCAUGCCCCUAGUUGACGAACAUGUCGAAGGAGACGCACACCCUUUUGGUCAUCUGUUUGAAAAGAGCUGUUUUUAUGUCCAUUGGUGGCAGCCAUGGAUGAUCAUUUUUGUAAAAUGUUGGUGUUCGUCUUGCUUUGCUUCACUUCUGAUGGUCAUGGUGGAUGACAAGCUUCUACUUUUGCUCUGGUUUUUUUAUUUUUUUUACAUAAAAAUUGACUGUGAAUGCCCUGUGAGCCUGCUUUUUGUGGCUCCUUUUUUGAGUUUUUAAUUUUUCUGGCCUCAUUUAUGAUUUAUGGCCAGAAAUAAAAGAUGAAGAUGUAUGGACCUGAAACUCCAACCAGCUUUGACUGAAUAGAAUAGCAACUUCAGUUCUCCAUAUUAUACAA